Messenger RNA from Achroia grisella, 2878 nucleotides. It is a transcript of the gene papi, whose product is annotated as tudor and KH domain-containing protein homolog. Lineage: Eukaryota; Metazoa; Arthropoda; Insecta; Lepidoptera; Pyralidae. Gene Ontology annotation, molecular function: RNA binding. The coding region runs from base 110 to 1960 and encodes 616 amino acids. Gene Ontology annotation, biological process: spermatogenesis. The transcript has 13 exons. The record is from RefSeq and is a predicted model, not a curated record.
UAUUUACACAACAAUAGUGUUUUUAAAAGCAAUUACAAACGGUUUGGUCUGAAAAGUUUGACUCGUAUGUGUCAUAAUUACCAGUAAACAGUUUCGUGCUUAUUCAAAAAUGUCUUCUAACACUAAGUUUGUAGUUCCAAUUGCUCUGGGCUUGUCGUUGGUUACGGUUACAGCCUUUGUGGUGUACUAUGUGUUCAAAAAAGAUGAGGAAUUAAGAGGUGAUAAUGUGAAGACAGCCAAGGUGAACACCAUUGAAGUUAAAGUGCCCAAAAGUAUUCUCCCUGCUUUAAUAGGCCGCAGUGGAACCAACAUUAAGGAAUUGGAGAAGCGUUCUGGUGCUUUGAUGCACUUCAAGCAGUUCAGUGACAAGGAUUAUGACGUAUGUAUCAUCAGAGGUCGUAAUACAGCGACACAGCUGGCAGAAACUAUGAUACAUGACUUCAUUAAACAACAACCACAAAUUGUAGAAGAUACAAUAGAGGUUCCUGGAUGGGCCUGUGGUAGAAUCAUUGGUACGGGCGGCGAGAACAUAAACGACAUUAGUCACCGUAGUGGAGCACGGGUCAAGAUUGAAACAUCUAGUGACAAAAACACGCAGCGGCAGGUGUCCUUCCGAGGAACCAAGGAACAAAUAGAAAUCGCCAAAGGACUCGUUGAGACCUGCGUGGCCCAGCAGAAGUGCCGACGCGAGAUCGACCAGUCAAAGCGUGGCCCUCGGCUAGCGCAGCCUCCGCCGGCAGAGACAGCCGACCGCGAUGAGUUGCCAGGUGACACCGCACACAAGCAUAUCAAAUAUAAAAAGCCUGAAGCGGGCGGCGCGUCUAUAGAGGUGUACGUAUCAGCGGUGUCGUCGCCGUCUCGGUUUUGGGUGCAGUUCGUCGGGCCCCAGGUGUCCCAGUUGGACGAACUCGUGGCUCACAUGACCGACUACUACGGGAAUAAGGACAACCGUGCCGCACAUGCUAUAUCGUCUGUGAGCGUGGGGCAGGUGGUGGCGGCGGUGUUCAGACAUGACGGCCGCUGGUACCGCGCACGAGUGCACGAUCUGCGGCCCAACGAUUUUGACCCCUCACAAAUGGUGGCUGAUGUGUUCUACGUAGAUUAUGGCGACAGUGAAUACGUAGCGACGCACGAACUGUGUGAAUUACGUGCAGAUCUGUUACGGCUUCGAUUCCAGGCCAUGGAGUGCUUCCUAGCGGGCGUGCAGCCGGCCACCAACGGAGCGACAGGCUCUCCCACUAACGGCUCUCGGUGGCAUCCGCAGGCGGUCGAGCGGUUUGAAGAUCUUACACAGGUAGCAAGAUGGAAACCUCUUGUCUCUCGCACCUGUAUAUACAAGAAGACGGUGACAGCUGAAGGCGAGAAAGAGAAGGAAAUACCUGGUAUCAAAUUAUUUGAUGCCACUGAAGAGGGCGAAGUGGAUAUCGGUGCGACACUGGUGGCAGAAGGCUGGGCGGAUCCAGUCCCUGAAGUGCCGUUCACUCCUCAAGCCUCACAUCCUUCCACGCCAUUCGGAGACCUUGGAAACUCAAGAGUGCUAGGCAUGUUAUCACCCAGCAGUGGGAGAUCUUCAUCAUUACCCAAAGACCACAAGGAUGAUAAAAAAACAACCGAUACACAAUCUACCGACAACAAUGCGAACGAUAACGAACGAAUGCCUACAUCUAUAUCACACGCGUCUGGCCUCGAGAAAUCCGACAAGAUCAAGUCGAUUUCGAACUUCGACCUCACGUAUCCGGACAUCAAACCAAAACCCCACGUUAACGGAUCCCACGAUGAUUUUAUCAACACCGAAAGGUUGAAUGUAGACAAGGAAGGCUCAACAGAAACUCUUACGCCGCCAGUACCAAAUCUAUCCAAAUCACCAUUAGAUGAUUUCAAAGCGAACAUCAAUAGAAUAGAUUCACACCAUGGGAAUUUGGAAGCAUUGGGCCGGACCCAUAAUGAACUACAUAAAUAAAUUAUUGUGUAAAUAAUAUUGCACAUUACCCCCUUACUUCUUGUAAUAAUCCAUCAUGUCUUAUAAUAUAAUCUCAGAACAAUUCACACAGCGCCAUCUAGUCCCAAGGUAAGCCAACUUAUAUUAGGGGUACUGUUAUAACUACAGUUAGACACGAUUUAUUUUGUAAAUACAUACAAAAUAUUCAUAGAAAACACCCAUGCCAAUACAAACUAUUAUAAUCAUGAAUCCAAAUGUAUGUACUGUGCGAAGAAUCGAACCCGCGAAGGUCGGUAAGGCGGUAUAAUAAACCUGUAGACCACUGAUAUCGUCUAACAUUUAAAGUCUCGUAAAACCACAUUUUAAGUAUUGAAAUAUAUUGUCUCUAUCUUAAUUAAUAAAAUCAAAUGACAAAGCCAAAAGAACUAAAUGCAUAUAAUGGGUUUGUUAUACGAGUACGUUUGACAUUUUAAUGAAUAAAGAUUCAAUCUAUAAAAAUGGCGUCCAUUUUUGAAUACUUAAAUUAAGGUUAUGUUUGACGAUAGCUUAAGUAUUUCGUCAACUUAAUUACUUAAUCCUAGUGUAUAAAGGAAAACGUUAAUGUACACAUUUUCGUUGAAUGUUUUAAUUAUAUAAAUUAUUUAAUAAUUGUCUAUAGUAUCAACACGUAUUAUAAAAUAAUAGGAAAGCACGAUCUAAAUGUAGUAUCAUGAAAAUUCAACGCUUUUAAUUUGUAAUCUCGUAGUGUCAUUAUUGUUGUCUAUUGUUUCGUUAUUAGAUAUUAAAAUGGUGCAGAUUAUGUAUAAGGUAACUUAUUUCUUGGCGAUUGUCUACUACUAUGCAAAUUCCAGUAUAUGUCUGUAGCUUAUUACUUUUUAAAAUUUAAGUAUAUUAAAUUAUUGUCACUUGUCAAGAAAGAGAUGGAAAAUCGUCUAAGUA